AUGAGCAAUAAUGUCUCCGGGAUUGAAAUCUCAAGCAAUACUCAGACUGAUAUGCACAAUGAUGUUCACCGAGAAUUAGAAACCGAAACGCUACCUGAAGACACUAACCAUGAACCAUCAGCUUACACUGAAGUUGUGGGCCUGCAGGCAAAUAAAAAACCAUGGGAAUCUAGUCAAAAAACAACGACAUCAGCUGCAACUGAAAAUAUUCUUUAUCAGUGGUUGAAAGAGAAGGACCCAGAUUUGUUCAAAGUCCUUGGAAACAAACAAUUUGAUCCAAAUUUGGGAAACAUAGUUCGGAGGUCAAGUGAUAUUGAAGAUCAUGAUAAUUAUGAUAUAACUGAGACGUUGUUCACCAACCAAAUUACAAAUGAUGUCAACAAAGUUUUCCUUAUUGUACUCCUUGUUUGUAUUGUUGGUGAGGCUUUAGCGUCACCAAUGGAAAAACUACUUGAUGACACGUUCUUUGGAUAUCUUGAUGAUGUGGACAAUACUGAAAAGUAUGGCCAGCAGAAACUAUGGUCUCUUCUAGGUUACGUUGUUUGGGGAGCCACCAUUUCAAUAAUCAUCGAAAACUCACCUUGUUUCCUUAAUUUCAAUAUCAGCAAUUACAUGAUUCAUUUUUAUGGAUUUGCAGCAAUGAUGGGAUUAGCGUUUCUCAUUGUGCUCUUUUUCCCGAUGCAAUCCACACCAAGUAAAGAACAUGGCCAAAAUAAAUUGUUAAAAUGUGUCAAACUUUUGUGUAGUGAUUCGUUCAACAUAGCAUAUGUUACUUCUAUGUUUUUAGCCGGUGUCAUUAAUGCAUCAAAGUUCUCAUUUCUGUUCUGGUUUCUGGCCGAUAUGGGAAGCUCAGAUCUUCCACUGGGGCUCUCGGUGUCCAUGUCUGCAGUUAUGCAAAUACCCAUGCUUUGUUUAUAUCCUUGGUUUACUAAAAAAAUCACCCAGGCUGGGGUUAUGACAAUAUCACUGGCUUCCAUGUCCAUACAGUAUGUGUACUACUCAUUUCUCUGGACUCCUUGGGCUGUGGUCCCAAUUGAAAUUUUGAGUGCGUUUAGCAUCGCAUCGCUGCAACUGUCUGCAUUGAGUCAUGCUGAAUCAACAUCACCGCCAGGACUUGAUCGCCUGUUGCAACAUAUUUUCUGGACAAUGUACUGGCAGAUCGGAUUCAGCAUUGGUAGCAUAGUCAGUGGUGUGAUUUAUCAAACAUUCAGUCCUCAAGUACUUUUUCGCAGUGCUUCAUUACUGGCACUGUUCUGGGCUCUUGGAUUUCUAAUCAUUAUGCGAUAUGCACCGAGAAGUAAACGUAGGAUGAGUUAUUCAAGACUAUUACAGAAGAGAGACGACCUGGAAGAUGACAUUGAUGAUAGCGAUGAGGAUGGAGGAGACGUCUUCAGUGAUGACUGGUUGGUGAAUGCUCUCAAGAAAGAUUUAGAUUAA
Saccoglossus kowalevskii is the source of this 1437-nucleotide messenger RNA. Its product is annotated as major facilitator superfamily domain-containing protein 6-like protein B. The record is from RefSeq and is a predicted model, not a curated record. Lineage: Eukaryota; Metazoa; Hemichordata; Enteropneusta; Harrimaniidae. Gene Ontology annotation, cellular component: membrane.